AUGGCACCUAUCGCGCUCUCAGGAUUCCCACAACCCGCUCUUCACAGCGCGGUUGACUACAAUGACUUGAAGGUCAAAGUGGUCUCGAAUGCGGUCGAGGUUGAACCAACACCCGUCGUUGCAGACAACUUUAUGUAUGACUUCAAGUACAACCAUGAGCUCCCAACUUCCGACGUCCUCGGAGUCGAGGUUCCACUCGACUGUGAUGCUCAGAAGGAGGCCGACAACAUCGUCUCCCAGCUCUCUGAAGUGAUGGGAGGGCGUAAUGCGGCGGGGUUCGCCGACCUUUUCUGGGAAUUCGGCGUAUGGCGUGACAAGCUUUCGUUUACAUGGGACUACCGUACUUUCAACUUUCGACCAGCAAUCCUGAAAGCCGCCACCGAUCUUUUUGCGAACACGACCGCCAGCAGCUUCAAAUUCCUCGACCCUGCGCCCCAAGUAUCCCGCCCUUAUCCAGAUUUCUCGCAGCUGCAGUUCGUUGUGUCCUUUGAGACUGAGCUAGUCAUUGCAUCUGCCGUUAUCAACGCGGUGCUGACCAAGGAUGGAUGGAGGAUUUAUACGAUGCAUUCCGUUGCGGAGGAGCUCAAGCAAUUUCCAGAGAAGGCCCCCAAAGACGGACAUAUGAUUGGCCUUCAGAGCUGGGAAAAGCAACGUGCGAAUGAGAUCGAUGCCGCCAACCCUGAAGUUCUGAUAAUCGGCGGUGGGCAGAAUGGCCUCGCCCUUGCCGCUCGCUGCCAGGCUCUUGGCUUGGACAGUCUCAUCAUCGAGCGAAAUGAGGAGAUUGGAGACGUCUGGAAGAAGCGUUACGAGUACCUCUCACUUCACUUCCCCCACUGGGCCGAUGACCUGCCCUACUUUAGCUACCCCAAGCACUGGCCGACCUAUACUCCGGCCCAGAAGCAAGGAAAGUACAUGGAGUGGUAUGCCUCAGCCCUGGAGCUCAACGUCUGGUGCAAGUCCACGGUGGUCGAGGCAAAACAAACUAACAGACAAUGGGCGGUAAUCAUCAAUAAGGAGGGUAAAGAGCAGCGAACUCUCUACCCAAAGCAGCUGGUGAUGGCCACUUCUCUCUGCGGUGUCCCGACGACCCCUGUGGUCCCAGGCAUGGCUGAUUUCAAGGGCACCAUCCGACACUCGACCGCACACGACUCUUCGCGUGGCUUCAAGAAAGUCUGCGUUGUUGGCACCUCCUCUUCUGGCUUUGACACCGCCUACGAAUGCGCAAGACUUGGCAUCGACGUUACACUUCUUCAGCGCUCACCCACAUAUAUCAUGUCUCUUACAAACUCGGUGCCCAGGAUGAUUGGGAGUUAUGCACCUGAUAGCCACGGCAACCGGCGCAGCCACGAAGAGCUGGAUCGUCUCUUCUUCGCUACUCCUACCGGCCCCGGUGAGGAGCUCGCGCGACGAGGUGCCAAGGUCCUGGAAGACCUUGAUCGCCCUCUGCUUGAUGGUCUCCACGCUCGGGGCUUGAAAACCUAUCGCGGUCAGCGUGGCACUGGAAAUGCUACGCUUGGCUCGACUCGCAAUGGUGGCUUCUACUUCGAAGCUGGCGCUUGCGAGCAGGUUAUCAAGGGCAACAUUAAGGUCGAGCAAGGUUUUAUCGAGCGCUUUACCGAGGACAAGGUAAUUCUUUCCGGGAGUCGGGAACGGGAAUUCGACCUAGUUGUCUUCGCCACCGGCUUUUCCAAUGUCAUUGAUUCUGUGCGUGCAACCCUAGGAGAGGAGAUCGCUGCGGGAUGUGGCCCUAUUUGGGGCAUCGAUGAAGAGGGCGAAUUGCGCACCGCCUACCGGGAAUCCGGGGUUCCUAAUCUCUGGUUCAUGAUCGGCUAUCUGCCCAUGACUCGUUAUCACUCUAAGUUGCUCGCGCUGCGCUUGAAGGCUCUGAAGGAAGGUGUUGGUCAUGCUCCUUAUAAGGCGUAA
Messenger RNA from Exophiala spinifera, 1923 nucleotides. RefSeq lists its product as uncharacterized. Gene Ontology annotation, molecular function: monooxygenase activity; flavin adenine dinucleotide binding. NCBI's taxonomy places the organism in Eukaryota, Fungi, Ascomycota, Eurotiomycetes, Chaetothyriales, Herpotrichiellaceae. The coding region runs from base 1 to 1923 and encodes 640 amino acids. The transcript is spliced from 3 exons. The record is from RefSeq and is a predicted model, not a curated record.